ACUUGUAGUUGCAAUAGUUCGAGGGUUCUGUGGCUUCACAAAAACUCAAACAAAGAAGAGAGAGAAACAACAAACUCAAACCAGAAGCCAAAAUAGAGAGCGCAUUUUUAACACAGAUUCUCUCUUUUCCUCUCCUGUCUCUCUUUCUAUUCCUCUGUUCUUCUCUUCUUUCUCUCUGUUUCCACCUUCAUACAUUUCUGCUUCUGUUUUCCUUAGAUUACAGAAGCAGAGAGCUUUGGUCUCUCCACAUUUUUUUUUUUUUGCCAAAGCAACGAAUCAUAUGGCAUUUUCGUGAGAUUUUUGUAUAUAAACCUGCACAUUCUUAGGGGCAAUGAGUUGUUUCUCUCUGAUUUACAGCUUUUGAACCCAACUGGGUUUCUUCUUAAUCAUCUCGUGCGUCUCUGCAACAUAGUGACUGACAUUUCUUUGCAUAACCCAAAAUCAAAAUCACACAAAAAAAGAGAAAUUUUUCUUAUCUCCUUCAUAUAUAUAAAUAGAUCUAAUUGGGUUUUUUAUUUUUAUUUUUAUUUUAUGAAACUCUGUUUUUAGCUCUUGCUCUGUUUUGCUCAUCUGUUUUUAGCCUCUUGCUCUGUUUCUGAGCUUCAAAACACAAACAAAAUGGAUCGGCUUUCGUCGACGGCGGUUCUACCGGAUACAUUUUCCGGUGCUAGAGACGAUAUGACAGAGCAAAUUAUGAUGAUUUGGGGUCAGAUCAAAGCUCCAUUGAUCGUUCCUCUUCUUCGAUUGGCUAUGUUGUUGUGUUUGGUAAUGUCUUUGAUGCUAUUUAUUGAGAGGCUCUAUAUGGGCGUUGUAAUCACGUUUAUCAGUCUGUUUGGUCGAAAACCAGAAAAAAAGUACAAAUUUGAGCCCAUAAAAGACGAUGUUGAAUUGGGUAAUUCAGCUUACCCAUUGGUUCUUGUUCAAAUCCCAAUGUUCAAUGAAAAAGAGGUAUAUCAGCUUUCAAUAGGAGCUGCAUGUGGGCUUUCAUGGCCAAAUGAAAGAGUCAUAAUUCAAGUUCUGGAUGAUUCAACAGACCACACAAUCAAGGAAAUGGUGGAAUUGGAGUGCCAGAGAUGGGCGAGUAAAGGGAUAAACAUAAAGUACGAAAUCAGAGAUAACAGAAAUGGGUACAAAGCAGGGGCGUUAAAGGAGGGGUUGAAGCGAGAUUACGUGAGGAAUUGCGACUACGUCGUCAUUUUCGACGCGGAUUUUCAACCCGAACCCGAUUUUCUCUGGCGGACUAUCCCUUACCUUGUUCAUAACCCUGAACUCGGCCUCGUCCAAACCCGUUGGAAGUUCGUGAAUGCAGACGAGUGCUUGAUGACAAGAAUGCAAGAGAUGUCGUUGGACUACCAUUUCACAGUGGAGCAAGAAGUGGGCUCUUCCACUUAUGCCUUCUUUGGUUUCAAUGGGACCGCUGGUGUGUGGAGAAUUGCUGCAAUUAAUGAGGCCGGAGGUUGGAAGGACCGAACAACUGUUGAAGAUAUGGAUUUAGCUGUCCGAGCUAGUUUGAAAGGCUGGAAAUUCCUAUACCUCGGUACUGUCAAGGUGAAAAAUGAAUUGCCAAGUACAUUCAAGGCCUAUCGUUUCCAACAACACCGGUGGUCUUGUGGCCCUGCCAAUCUUUUCAGGAAAAUGGUAAUGGAGAUUAUAAUGAAUAAGAGAGUAACGUUGUGGAAGAAAGUGCACGUAAUCUACAGUUUCUUCUUGGUUAGGAAGAUCGUCGCCCAUAUUGUCACAUUUGUGUUUUAUUGUGUCGUAUUACCAGCAACUGUUUUGGUACCGGAAGUUGUGGUUCCGAAGUGGGCAUCAGUUUACAUUCCUUCCAUCAUCACCAUUCUCAACGCUGUUGGAACUCCAAGGUCACUCCACUUAUUGGUGUUCUGGAUCCUUUUUGAGAAUGUCAUGUCGCUGCACCGGACCAAGGCCACCUUCAUUGGUCUUCUAGAGGCUGGGAGAGUGAACGAAUGGGUUGUCACUGAGAAACUCGGGGACGCUCUCAAGACAAAAGCAGCCACUAAAGCACCUAAAAGACCCCGGUUUAGGAUUGGAGAACGAAUCCAUUUGCUAGAACUUGGGACCGGGCUUUUCCUCUUCUUCUGCGGUUGCUAUGACAUUGCCUUUGGGAAAAACCAUUACUUCAUCUACCUCUAUGUCCAAGCAAUGGCUUUCUUCGUCAUUGGGUUCGGCUACGUUGGCACCUUUGUCCCCAACUCUUAAGCGUGACUCAUUUCUCUAUUCAUCACCCGCGUGUUUAUCUUACUUAAACACCAAGUGUCAAUGGGGUUCUUCCAUAAUGCAUGUCAGUGGCAUUUUUAGCAACAUUUUUAAAAUUUUGGUUUUUAAUGUAUUAGCUUGUAAAAAAGAACAAAGCCGCCAGUCGUUUCAUUCUUUUAGCUCGAUCAUAAGAAUUCCGAGUCACUGACUCGAAGGAAUUAGCUUGUGUAUAUUCCCAAAUCAAGAAGAUUACUUUGAGAAAUGGGCAAAGACAUAGAAGCAAAGUAAAGGUAGCAGAACAUGAGUUCCCCGAAAGUAGUAGAUAUAUAAAAACAUGAUCAAAUGGUUUGAUUGUACUUGUGUGAUACUUUCCUAGUAAAUUUGUCCCCUUUUUUUGGUUUUUUUUGUUUCUGAAGAUUGUGUUUGUUUCAGAUGAAUAAACUGAUGGAAACAGGAAGAAAAAAAACAUUUUGUUUUCAGUUUCAUCAUUCAAUUUAUGUACUAUAAUGAUUUUGCA
Camellia sinensis is the source of this 2734-nucleotide messenger RNA. RefSeq names its product glucomannan 4-beta-mannosyltransferase 9. The record is from RefSeq and is a predicted model, not a curated record. Gene Ontology annotation, molecular function: mannan synthase activity. Gene Ontology annotation, cellular component: Golgi apparatus. Lineage: Eukaryota; Viridiplantae; Streptophyta; Magnoliopsida; Ericales; Theaceae.